CGUACUUGUGUGGUCAGAGCAAACCUGCCUUAACUUCCUCUCGAUUGUGGUUAAAAUGUCUCUGUUAGUUUGAAAGCUGUGAGGUAAGGUUUCAUUUCCAAUGUCAUGUGAAAGAAACAAGACAGAAUCAUGCUGAAGUAUUUUAAGACCCUGAAGAUCAUGUGCUUUCUUCUCUAUCUUUUCUUAUGGUGUCAAACUACAGAGUCUUUAACCAAUCAACUAACAGAUUUGGGUCAAAAUGUGACCAUAAACUGUUAUCUUGACAUAAAGGAGGUGACAUGGAUGUUGCUAAAUUUACCGGAUCCUCCAGUUCUGAUAUUACGCUCCUUCUUAAACCCACCAAAAGCAUUGUACUUCAACAAAACAUUCAAACAGAAAUUUUCAGUGACAUCUGCACAUCAUCUGUUUAUACAUAACAUUACUAUUAACGAGUUAGGAGUUUAUUACUGUAUGAACUUGGACACAACUUCACAUCUCAGCAGCGGCACCAGACUAUACACCACUGCUCCAACUCAAGUAACUAUGUUUACUGAGUGUCAAAAUCACACCAUAGUGCAGUACAUACAGCAGAAUCAGACACCAUGGAAAACAUUCACUCUCAUAUUAGGUCUGCUGAAUGUUGUUUUGGUCAUUGUGGUUAUUGGACUAUUAACAGUGUGUGCUGCUGGACAUAAAAUAUCCAGAAGACGAUCACCAGAAGAUCAUACCACUGAUCUUCAGCAAACACAAGUACAACCUCAAGAAUCAAAUCAACCACAAUACACUGAGGUGGAUUCUUCAAAUCUUAAAACAUUCAGACCCAGCCAAGUCGACUGCACUUAUGCUGUUCUACAGCUGCCAAAAUAAUAAAUACAAGUUUGAUGCACAUCAUACAGCUUUAUUUCUCAUUUUAUACCUUUAUAAAUGUAAUGUAUAAUCUCACCUUGAACUAUAAAUUUCUCUGCAGAUUUAGCUAUCCAGUAGAACUAUACAUAUCUUACGUCUUAUAGAUUUAGCAUGCUUAAUAUCUGAAAUGUAUUUUAGUCUUAAUGUAAUAUUAACAUCUACUGCUGUAAUCUGUAUUGUGCAUUUAAAGGCUUAUUUGAUUUAUGCGUAAAUGUUUCUUUAUGGCCAUUUUAAAUACAACAACAGGACUUCAAAGCUACAAAGCAUGUGCGUUAGCACCUAGACCAAAUGUGCAUAUUAGGAGAACAAGUAGCAGUGUAACAUAUUGCAAAUGCCAAACACCAGCAACUACACACCUGUUACAGUAAAAAACUAUUCAAAGUUGUAAAUAAAACAGAUUAUUGGUGUGUAUAUAUUAUUCAGUCAUUCUAUUUCAAAAUAAGUUUGAUUCAGUGUGUUGCUUGUAGUUUCUUUGUAAAAUGUACUAAAUUCUGAGUGAAAAUGGUUUCUGUACCAUUUUUGUUUAUAAAAUGAUUAAUAGUUACAUUUACUUAAUAAUUACAUGUCUAACCUUUAUGACCUUUUCAUAAUGCAAAGUCUAAUCGAGUCACACUACAUUAGAACAUCACAGUUUAGCUUGUCUGUGGUUUUACACCUGUUUUAAGAAUGACAGCUCAUACAAAGUGUUAAUGUUCCACUCAUCUUAUGUGUUACAAGCAACCAGCCACAAAUAAGUCUCAUCUCUUUUUUUAUUAUUAUUAUUUGUUUUUAUAUAACAGUUAAAACACACAGCUUCUCAGAGAACUUUCUUGGCAUGUUGAUGGAUUCUUGUGUUGACCGUCAAUCCAAACUAAGGGUAUAAUACCAAUAAAAAGUUAGUUUGGGGUAUCUACGUUUUUGCUAUGAUCAUUCGAGCUGUAAAAAGAAAUGAAAUGUGAGCAUACGAACAAUAAACCACAAACUCUCACCUAC
Labeo rohita (rohu) is the source of this 1857-nucleotide messenger RNA. RefSeq lists its product as uncharacterized. The coding region runs from base 130 to 846 and encodes 238 amino acids. The transcript has 5 exons. The record is from RefSeq and is a predicted model, not a curated record. Lineage: Eukaryota; Metazoa; Chordata; Actinopteri; Cypriniformes; Cyprinidae.